AUGAAAAUCUCGCAACUGGUUACAACUGUAGCAGCAACCCUCACGCUCGUGGAAGCAGAAGAGUUUCUUAUUCGAUUGAAAGCGCCAAAGACUUUGGCCAAACUCAUCGAGAAUAAAUUCAGUGAUGAUUUCCUCAAUGCGUUUACGGAAGGCAAAAUUCUCAAAACAUUUUCGUUUGGUAAAUUCGAAGGAUUUACCGUCGAUUUUCCUAUCAACUCCAUUUCAAAACUCCGCAACAAUCCUUUGAUUGCCGAGAUUGUGCCCAACGUUGAGUUCAAUGUGUUUGACGGAGAAAUGCCAGACGAGAAACCGGAAACUGGCGAUAGAGAAGAUAACGGAAACGGUGAAAAAGACGAGAAAGACGAGUACGACGAUGAAGAUGACGACGACGAGGACGAUGAUGGUGGUGAGAUGGAUGAAGAUGAUAGUGAAAAUGAUGAGUCUGAUGAUGAGUCCGAUGAUGACGAAGAAGACGAUGACGAACUAAGUGACAUUAUUUCUCAAAAGUUUUCUCCAAGACAUCUUGCCCGAAUUUCUCGCAGAUCUGCGUUGCCAUACAAUCCGAACGACGUGGACACUGCUGCUUCCAAUUUCAGUUACUAUUUUGACAAAAACUUUUUGGGCACUUGUGUCAAUGCCUAUGUCAUUGACACUGGUAUCCACAAGGAGCACAAAGAAUUUGGAGGCAGAGCCAAGUUUGGAGCAGAUCUUGUGGGUGAAGGACCCGGGGAUCUCAACGGUCAUGGCACGCACGUUGCUGGCUUGAUUGGAUCCAAGACAUAUGGUGUUGCCAAGGAUGUUACAUUGAUUGAGGUGAAAGCUUUGAACGCCAAAGGUCAAGGUAACUUGACUUCAGUCAUUAGUGCCAUUGAAUUUGCAGUCAACCAUUGCCGCGAGAGUAAGCGAGGAUGCGUUGCAAACCUGAGUCUUGGAUCGUUCAGAAAUUCCGUUUUGAAUCAAGCAGUUGAGGCAGCACUAGAGGCAGGUGUUGUGAUCGUUGUGGCGGCCGGAAACUCGAAUGCCAAUGCGUGCUGGAGCAGUCCUGCGUCUUCUAUGUCAGCCCUUACAGUAGGCGCAUUUGAUGACAGAACUGACACCAUUGCCAGAUUUUCAAACUGGGGCAAUUGUGUGGACAUUUUCGCGCCAGGCGUAAGGGUUUAUUCACUUGCUAAUAAGGCACCUUUCGCACCGGUGGCUUACUCUGGUACUUCUAUGGCUUCACCGAUCGUUUCUGGUAUGGCAGCUUUACUUUUGGAUAGCGGAGUGCAUCCUCUCGAUGUCAAAUCUGGAAUCAUGGAGUUGGCAACUGACUCUGUUUUCCACAAGAGAAGCUUACUUUUCAAACCGGGUACGCCAAACAGGAUUUUGUUCACUGGAAUUGACAAACAAGACGAUUUUUUCGACGAUGCCGUGUAUCCCGGAAUUGACAUCGACCAGUUAGUCAAUGAUUUGGCAAACUACAAUAAGGACGGCCACGUAGCCGAGGACGAUGCAACGUUGCCAUUGGGUGAAAUCAAGCUUAAUAGAAGAGCUCAAUUCACAACUUUGAAGCCUUUCAUGAAGCCACUUUAUGCUACAGCUGCUGCGGAACCUGCUUGCACUACUUACAGUGCGGCGGCGUACUAA
Molecule: messenger RNA, 1626 nt
Organism: Lachancea sp. 'fantastica'
Lineage: Eukaryota; Fungi; Ascomycota; Saccharomycetes; Saccharomycetales; Saccharomycetaceae
Source: the annotation of a GenBank genome assembly